AUGACCUCAGACGUGUGCAAUAAUCCGUCGAAGACAACGACCGGCAAUGUCAGGACACCAGCCGGUGCGAUCGUGGCUAGGCUGGGCUUUACGGCCAAGAGCUGCUACUCCACCGACACACCACAUCCGAUCGUCGACCUGCCGGGUUUGGGUAAGCUGAAAGGUUCGUACACUAAAGGCGCCUGGACCGGUGUUCCGAUUCAGCAGUACUUGAACGUUCGCUACGCUGAGCCUCCGGUCGGUCAGAAUCGUUUCAAGGCACCGGUUCCCGUUAAGCCGUGGGACGGCAUUCAGGAUGUAUCGGUACGUGGCCGGGCGGCUCCAAAUUACAACGACAUUAAGAAAAUUCCCGAAGACCAACGCACCGUGGAGCUGGAAGAUUGCAUUAGUUUGUGCGUUUAUACGAAAGACACCGCUGCUAAGCGGCCGGUUGCAAUCUACAUCCAUGGCGGUGGGUUCUACUGUGGAGGCGCCGCGCAACAUCCACCCGAGUAUCUGCUCGAGAAGGACAUCGUUCUCGUGGUGCCGCAGUAUCGGUUAGGACCGCUCGGUUUUCUGUGCACAAACACCGAAAAUAUCCCGGGAAACGCGGGCGUCGCCGACGUACUGUUGGCGUUCGAGUGGGUUCAGAAGUACAUCACACACUUCGGUGGCGAUCCGAUGCAAGUGACGGCCGUCGGACAGUCGGCAGGGGCCGGACUUUUAUCGGCCCUAAUGUUCAGCCCUGCCCACAAGGAGUCUCACUUCCAGCAAGUGAUCCUACAGUCGAGCGUCUCCUUUGGAACCUGGCAGUUCGAUCAUCACUCCGAGCGCAACACCCGGGACAUCGCGCGGCGGGCCGGAUGUGAUCCAAAGGUACCGCUCGAGCAGCUGGAUCAGUUUCUACUCGAGCAGGACACCAACACGCUGCUGAAAGCCUACAUGCAGCACUUUUGGCAGGGACUGACCAGAGGUGUCGACCAAAUUGGAGGCCGCCUGGUGAUCGGUGGCCCGUCGCAAAUCUUUCCCGUCAACCCGUACCAGGUGAUGAAGGCCGGUGGCGGGAGGCAAAAUAUCCCCAUGCUAAUCGGGGUAGUCAAAGAUGAGGGAACGUUCGCACUGGUUGAUAUGUUCACUGUCCUUACGGUACUCAAUUUACUGGACAAGAAGGAAUUUCUGCGCUUCGAUCUAACGGAGGAAAUUCAACGGAUUUUCGGCACGGUCGAGCCAACCUGCUCCCUUACGCCGUUGGCCAUUAAAAGCUUGUUCGAUCUUUGCGGAAUGAGCUUGAUCAAGUCCAGUGUGCUGCGUACCGCGCAGUACAAUAGUAGACACACGCUCAAUCGUACCUUCGUCUACACGUUCGACUACGAAGGGCAACACACGCGAUUCGGAUACGAUCAAGACAUUAGCCGCGUUCCGUUCGAUGGUGGAGUUCAUCAUAGCAACGAUCUGCUGUAUCUGUUCCCGUAUCCACCCAGUGCGGCCGAACUGAACGAACGCGACACGAGCAUGGCGAAAAGUAUGGUCGACCUCUGGACGUCGUUCAUUAUCGAUGGCAUUCCGCACUUAGGCUCAAACAAAAGAUGCUGGAACGACGGCGACGGCGUUGGUGGCAGUAAAUGA
This is a messenger RNA of Anopheles cruzii, 1605 nucleotides long. RefSeq names its product glutactin-like. The coding region runs from base 1 to 1605 and encodes 534 amino acids. The record is from RefSeq and is a predicted model, not a curated record. Lineage: Eukaryota; Metazoa; Arthropoda; Insecta; Diptera; Culicidae. The transcript has 5 exons.